AUGCAAUUUAUAAAUAUUGGUAGCUUAUUCCUUGGACGAAAGUUUUUAGAUACAUUAAGAACUUCUAAAUUAAUAAAUAAAUCGGGAGCUGAACUAAAGGUCGUCACAGUGCAAAGGGUCGUCGCCGUCCAACAAGAAUUUAAACUGGAAAGCGCCAGCUCCGAGCCGCAAGCCGACGGGGCGUCAGAGAACGAAGGAGCCGCCUCCACCUUCAACGAGACAACAGCAAGUACCAUCAGCCGCUGCUAG
This is a messenger RNA of Parnassius apollo (apollo), 249 nucleotides long. Lineage: Eukaryota; Metazoa; Arthropoda; Insecta; Lepidoptera; Papilionidae. The record is from the annotation of a GenBank genome assembly.